This is a messenger RNA of Carassius carassius (crucian carp), 2739 nucleotides long. Its product is annotated as RING finger protein 214-like. Gene Ontology annotation, molecular function: ubiquitin-protein transferase activity. The record is from RefSeq and is a predicted model, not a curated record. The transcript is spliced from 16 exons. Lineage: Eukaryota; Metazoa; Chordata; Actinopteri; Cypriniformes; Cyprinidae. Bases 198 to 2186 code for a protein of 662 amino acids.
UGACGUCCCGGAAGUAAAACAGGUUUAGAUGACGUCAUGAAAGUUGCGCCAGUUGUCUAUGCUUUUCGUUUAGUUUAAAAUAUCAUUAUUAAUUUAGUUUAUAUAGAAUACAUAGCGUAUACACUGAGUAUACUGUAAGUCAUUUGGCCACAAGACCAUUGUCUCUUGAAUGUUUAGUAUCCAGAGAUUGCCUGUCAAUGGAAAGUGAAAAACACACGGAGUGGAGCUCGGCUUUAAAUGAAGACUUACUCCAGGAGCCCGUUUGUGCAGUGAUUCCACCGGACCCGUCCCCAUGGGGCCCUUCAUCCGGGCCCUGGUCCCCUGAGGGCAGCGUCCCAGCAGUAUUUAAUCAGUAUGCUGAAGCACUAAACUACAGCAGUUAUAUCCCCAGCAGAGAAACACAGAGCCAAACCGUACAGACGGAGGACUGCACAGAUGAAAGAUCUACAAACACAAAUGAGGACUGGGAAUCAGACAUGCGUGCUUUAGAAGACUGCAGUAUCGAGCUAAGGGAGCAGUAUGAGGCUCUUUUGAAACAGCAUGCAGCGGAGCAGGAGGAGCACAACCUCCAUGUCCGCAGUCUGGAAAAGACCAAAGAUGACAGAAAUCAUCAGUACCAGGGUUUUAUUGAAAAAAUUGAGUCUUUGCAAGUUAAAUUGGAGCUGAAUAGCGGCAAGACCACACGAAAAAACUUCAUGGUAAAACGGCAAGAGCUUACUGCAGAGAAAGAGCGAAUGGAAGAGGAGAAAACAAGACUGGCUCAGGAGCUGGAGGACACAGAAAAGAAACUCAAGAUGCUGAUUGAGGAACAGUGUCAAGAGAAGCUGUCCUGGGAGCAGGAAAUAGCUGACCUGAGGGUGGAAAUGGAGACACUCUGCAGACAGGCAGAGCAAGCCAGUCAGACCGUUCUUCAAGAUGAGAUAGCUGCUUUAGAGAUGCAGAAAGAGCUUAUGCUUUCUCAAGUGGAGGACUGGAUUGCAGAUGCUGAAAAAUAUCUAAACUUUCUCAGAUUGAAUCCUUCCCAGAACCACCCGCACCAGCGGCAGUGGGAGCAGAAUAUAGCGAUGGUCCGCAGCAGUCUGGUGGGAAUUAAGAAUAAGUUUAAUGAAAACCAUCAACUCCUGCAAAGAGGUGAACAGUUGGACGGUUUGCCUUCAGUCCCGCUCCCGUUACUUCCACCAGUGCCUACAUUGGAGAUGAUAAUGAGUCCACUUCAGAAUCCUGCAUCCCAUCCUGUUUUCAGUAGUGGUCCGCCGACUUCCACAACUUCUCCUCCCAUAGUUCCCACACAGCUCCACUCCUCGAUCACACCACCCCAAAGAGCCACACCACCACUUUCUGCCCCAUCUCCUCAAAACACACCAUACCUACCCAUCACUGUAGGUCCACAGUCCGCACACAUCCCAAGCAUUUAUGUUCCCUUGACAACUCACGCAUCUGCCCCUCAAAUACCCAUGCAAGCCAUCUGCCUGCCUCAAACCUCAUCCCAUGCACCUGUCACGCCAACCCCACAGACACAUGCAGGUGUUCCAGGUGUCUCCCAUGGACCGUCAGCUGCCUCAGUAGGCAGCUUUGUUGUAUUACCAAAUAAUCAUGGAGCCAGUUUUCAACCCCAAACUGCAGCGCGCCUUCCCCAAACAUUCAUGCCAUCCACAGCUACACGUAACUCCUCCCCCCAGCCCCUCCCCUCCAAUCCUGCGCCAGCAGGAAAACUGGACAAGUUACUGGAGAGACUGGGCUCACAUUUUCCACAAUGCACAAGAGAUCAGUUGACGCGUGUUCUACAGCAAAUUAAGAGUGAGCGCGGUACUAUGGCUGGCAUGUCGAUUGAUGAUCUUACUCAGCAGGUUGCACAGAGACUUGCGCAGAACCAAAAACCACCACCAGGACCUAUAGCACCUCCAACUGGAGCAAGAGCCUUUCCUGUUUCAGUUGGUCCGAUUCAGCGUCCUGUAGCCCAGCCGCCGCAUCCCAUGUUGCAUCAUUUCCGUCCCCCAGUGGCUCAGGUCUUCCACACAAGACCCCCACAGCCCUCUACCCGGAAAUUUUGUUUGAUGUGUCAGAAUUCUGUGGAUGCUGGAAGCCAGUACAACACCAACUGCUCCCAUACCAUUCACAAAGAAUGUGUUAGCGUUUGGCUCAAGACCAGCAAGAAUAACUCCUGUCCUUUCUGCCCAUCCAAAUGAGGUCUGACUUCAGGAGACAAAACACACUCAUAGCUGAGUCAAUACAUGCAAAAACAUUAAGUGGAAUGGUCAUAUAAACAGUUAUCAAGACACUUGUGAAUUAGAUUUUUGUUAUUCUUUGGUAAUUCUGGUUAAUGUAAAAGAUAUAUUGUUCAAUUCCUGGUCAGAGUUAAUUAUUAUUAUGAGGACAAUAUGUUGUUAUACUUAUUGAUGUUACUUUGCAGAUCAGUGGAAAAAAUACAAAGUGAAUUGUACUUUUCCGUAUUCAGUGUUAUUCCAAAGAUUUUCAAAUGUGCCCUGAAGUAUAAUCCUCAUUAUGUAUGCUUUUAUAAAUGUCAUGUAGCAUACAUACAGAUUCCAAAACAAAAUAAAAUGUUUCUUUUAAAACUUUUCCAAGUGAUACACAACUGUAUCUUACUGGUACCUAACUGUUGCAGACUGCAGUUAUAUUCAUUAUAUCUGUAUUUAAUUAAAUUAAGGAUCAGCAAAGGCCUUUAUGUGGAGAGCUUUAUACAUUAAAGAGGGAAAAAUAAAUUGACUUUUUGUAAUCAUU